ACUCCGUACUAGUACCCUCUCUCCCGCGCGCCUUGACUUGCGAUCUUAUCAGUCCUCCACCCCUCCCCCGUUGCCACCGUUCCUCCCCUGUCGACCUCCUAGUCGCGUACCGCGACGUUGACUGGAUCCUCAUAAACUGUGACUAAGGUAGUCGUCGGAUUGAUACGCCUCUCCUUUCGAAUUUUCUUUCUGCCCUGCUUCCCUCUCGGGGCGACUCCUACCGUGGUAGCAGACGGGCGGUAGAAACCUACUCAUUCAGCGAUGCAAUUCGACGACCGUUCGUUGCGUGAAGGCAGCGACAGCUCAGAGACUUUCCUGAUGAAAAUGACCCAGCCCACAGGAUCGUGUCAGUCUAUCUUUGGGGGAACGUCAGACGGUGCCGAGCAUAUCGAGCCCGAGACCGAUUCUAACCAUCGAAAGCCCCACAGUUUCGGGGACGCUGCGACGACGCCCGCCAAGCUUGCAAACGAGAAUGUUGCACCAUUCCUCGUCAAACACAUCCCCGAACAGUACGCUCCGUUAGGGUCGCGAAGAACCGACAAACUGGAGGAUUUAAGCAAAAAGAAUUCCAAAUUUUGCUAUCGCCACCGGCCAGACCUCAAGUGCAGGCGACAGGCAGACGAACCGUCAAUGGACAAGCUACAGAAGGAUUUGGAAGCGCUGCCUCCAAGCGAUCAACAGGGCAUUGCCCAUGUCUGGUCUCUGUUUUCGGCGGCUCCCGCCAAGCACAGAAAAUUGAUCCUUCAGGGUAUCAUGGCCCAGUGUUGCUUUCCGCAGUUGUCGUUCGUAUCCGCGACCGUUCGAGACCUCAUCCGAAUCGACUUUCUGACCGCCUUUCCGCCGGAGAUCUCAUUCAAAAUCCUUUGUUACCUCGAUACGACUUCGUUGUGCAAAGCGGCCCAGGUUUCCAGACGGUGGCGCGCGCUUGCGGAUGACGAUGUGGUCUGGCAUCGGAUGUGCGAGCAACAUAUCCACCGCAAAUGCAAGAAAUGCGGCUGGGGCCUUCCUCUUUUGGAGCGCAAACGCCUGCGAGAGUCCAAGCGCCAAAUUGAGUUGCGCGCCACGAAUUGGGAUGUCAGCGGACCCUCGCAGAACGCAGGUGGCGCCGAAUGCAGUGCGGCGCCAGCCGACGAUCCCAUUGCACAGAAACGGAAAGCGGAUUCGAGCGAUGAGGAGACGGCCAUGGUGAAGCGGCACUGUUCCUCGCGGGGAGCGCGAUCGCAGCAAGACGACGACUUUUACCUGACUCGUUAUCGGCCGUGGAAAGAAGUCUACAAGGACCGGUUCAAAGUCGGUACAAAUUGGAAGUACGGACGGUGCUCCAUAAAGGAGUUCAAAGGUCACACCAACGGUGUUAUGUGCCUGCAAUUCGAGGACAAUAUUUUGGCGACUGGUUCAUAUGACGCGACGAUUAAAAUUUGGGAUACCGAAACUGGGGAGGAGUUACAGACCCUCCGUGGACACGAAUCCGGCAUUCGCUGUCUCCAGUUUGAUGAUACCAAGUUGAUCAGCGGUAGUAUGGACCGUAGCCUGAAGGUCUGGAACUGGCGAACGGGCGAGUGCAUUUCCACCUACACGGGUCACCGUGGUGGCGUGAUUGGCCUGCACUUCGACGCAACAAUUCUUGCGUCCGCCUCCGUCGAUAAGACGGUCAAGAUUUGGAACUUCGAGGACAAGUCGACGUUCCUUCUGCGCGGACACACUGAUUGGGUUAACGCUGUCCGAGUGGAUACAACCUCUCGUACGGUGUUCUCGGCCUCGGAUGAUUGCACGGUUCGCUUGUGGGACUUAGACACCAAGAAUUGCAUCCGGACCUUCCAUGGCCAUGUUGGCCAAGUCCAGCAGGUGAUCCCUCUGCCCCGGGAGUUUGAGUUCGAAGAACAUGACGCCGAAUGUGAUAAUGACAAUGUGAGUACCGCGUCGGGGGAUACGGAACCCGCAUCCCUCCAGGCAGUACUCGGACUGGAGUCAAGCACCUCUCAGACGUCGGUCUUUGGUCCUUCAUUCGAGAAUGGCCGCCCGGCCCCGCCGCGUUACAUUGUCACAAGCGCCUUGGAUUCGACUAUUCGGCUCUGGGAGACUACGACUGGCCGGUGCCUGCGCACCUUCUUCGGCCAUCUGGAGGGUGUCUGGGCACUCGGAGCUGAUACGCUUCGUAUCGUGUCCGGCGCGGAAGACCGGAUGGUCAAGAUCUGGGAUCCCAGAACUGGCAAAUGCGAGCGGACCUUCACCGGCCAUUCGGGUCCGGUGACGUGCAUCGGUCUCGGCGACAGUCGUUUUGCGACAGGCAGUGAAGAUUGCGAAGUGCGCAUGUACAGUUUCCGCAGUUAAUAGUUUUACUUUCUUAUUACUCUUGGCCCGUCUCCUGGGGGGACUUUACGCGCCUUUGUUUAAUUUUGUGCUUCGGAUGGAUACCGAUACCCUUCGAGUUGGGCGCUAGGGUCAGGGAUUUUUAUAGGGUUUCAGUUUAGCAUGGGUUGGGGGUGUCUGGCGUUAUUGUUUGGUUAAUGGGACCACUUUUUAUCGGAAAAUUGUUUCCUAAGUAUUCGUAAUUGU
Molecule: messenger RNA, 2556 nt
Organism: Aspergillus alliaceus
Lineage: Eukaryota; Fungi; Ascomycota; Eurotiomycetes; Eurotiales; Aspergillaceae
Product: F-box/WD repeat-containing protein
Exons: 2
Coding region: 262-2331 (689 amino acids)
Molecular function (GO): protein binding
Source: RefSeq, a predicted model, not a curated record